UUAUAUUAGUUGAUUUUCACAGGCCGUGAUUGAUUGUUCCAUAUUUCUUUGUAGGAGAUUGUCAUUAAGUUCGAGCUUUGAAGACAACGGUGUGAUAAUCUAUAUGCUUUCUUAUGUUUCAGGGAGAAUAAUGGUCUCCCUGCAUCUGAAUUGAUAGAUAUAAGACUUCAUAUUUUACCCUGUUAUACAUGAAUAAGUUUAGAGGUAAUCUGUUUCUGCAAAAUUCGAUAUCAUGAAUACAAGUCCAAGGUUUAACGUUAAAGGAACAAGUCCGACUUUUGAGGCUGAGGUCCAAAAGCGGAUGGCUCUGGUUGAGUGGAUAAACACAGUAGUUCCUCAUUUCUACUUGUCAGUUAAAGCUUCAGAUGAGGAGAUGAGAGCAUCCUUGCUUGAUGGUGACAUAUUAAGUCAGAUUUUGUACAGAUUAAAAUACAUUUCAACUGAUGAGGUGGAUGAAUCUAGUCCUUCUCCAGAGUCCCGGAGAAGGAAGAUUAAGCGGUUUAUUACUGUCAUGUCUGAGAUUGGGUUGCCGAGUUUUGAGAUGUCAGACCUAGAGAAGGGAUCUAUGAAACCUAUCCUAGACUGCCUUUUAGCAUUCAAAGAUCAUACAAUGCCACAUUUUGGUAGCUCCGUUUUGAAAGCUGUGGAUGAAAGGCGGAAGGCAUUGUCAGACUCAAAAUUUCAACGUGCGUGUAGUCCACUUUCACCAGAAUCACCAACUAAGCUGUUCCAUGGUGCAAAUAAGCUGAAUGACGUGUUUCAGAUGAAACAAGGAUUCUAUUCUGAUCUUCCUGCUACGAAAAUAUCUGAAAUGUUAAAAUCAAAUAGCUUAGAUAAUGCUCCAACUCAGUCACUUCUGAAUGUUAUCAAUGGAAUCCUGGAUGAAAGCAUAGAGAGAAAGAAUGCUGAAAUACCUCAACGCGUAGCAUGCCUGCUGCGGAAGGUCGUGCAGGAGAUAGAGCGACGAAUUGCAACUCAAGCAGAACAUUUACGCACUCAAAGCAAUCUUUUUAAGGCACGUGAAGAAAAAUACCAGUCUAGAAUAAAAGUGCUGGAAGCUCUUGCCAAAGGGAGUAGUCAGGAGAGUGAGAUUGUUAUGAACCAGCUCCAGCAUAUAAAGUCUGAGAAAAGCAAGAUGGAGGAGAAGAAAAAGUCUGAACAGCAUGAGGCAGCUAUGUCGCAGAAACAGAAGGAUGAGAAUGAUCUUGAGGUGUCCACACUGAAACAGGAGCUGGAAACGGCCAAAAAGGCGCAUGAAAUGCGUUAUGUUGAGUUGGAGACACAGGCUAAAUUGGUAAGAUCUGACUUAGAAAAGCGGUUAAAGGAGAAAGAGAAACUUCUUGAAGAUUCAAAGGCUAGCUCAGCAGAACUUGAUGAGGUAUCAACACUAAAACAGGAGCUGGAAAUGGCCAAAAAGACACAUGAACUACGUAGUUUGCAGUUGGAAACUGAGGCUAAAUUAAUAAAAUCUGACUUGGAGGAAAGGUUAAGGCUGCAAGAGCAGAUUUUAGAAGAUUCAAAGGUGAAGAUUAAAGAACUUGAGGUGAAUUCUCGUACACAAAAUCAGAGCUGGACUAAGAAAGAACAUAUCUAUGAAACAUUUGUGAAGAUUCAGUGGUCUGGUCUAGAGGAGCUUAAGCAAUCUUCAGAGACCAUUAAGCAAGAAAUGUUGAAGAUGCAGAGGACCUAUCUGGGGGAAUUGAACCAUGUAGGUAGAAAGCUCAAUAAAUUGGCCAAAGCAGCUCAGAGCUAUCAUGAAGUUCUCAGUGAAAAUCGCAAAUUAUAUAACGAGCUUCAGGAUUUAAAAGGUAAUAUUAGAGUAUAUUGUCGCAUUAGGCCAUUCCGUCCAUGGGAGAAUGAAAUGCAAACAAUUCUAGAGAACAUUGGGGAACAUGGAGAAUUGACUGUCACAAAUCCUGUGAAACCAAAGGAUUCUCAAAAAUCAUUUAAGUUCAAUAAGGUCUAUGGUCCUAUGGCUACUCAAGCUGAGGUUUUCUCUGAUACUCAACCAUUAAUACGAACCAUUCUUGACGGGUACAAUGUAUGCAUAUUUGCUUAUGGUCAAACCGGUUCUGGAAAGACCUACACGAUGAGUGGACCAGAUAAUGCAUCUAAAGAGGAUUGGGGGGUCAAUUAUCGAGCUUUAGACGAUCUUUUCCAAAUCUCUGAAGAUAGAAGAAGCUUCUUCGCCUAUAAUAUAGGAGUUCAGAUGAUAGAAAUAUAUAAUGAACAAAUUCGGGAUUUACUGUCAAGUGAUGGCGUGCAAAAGAAACUUGGGAUUCUAGCCACUCCUCAAGCGCACGGACUUGCUGUCCCAGAUGCAAGCAUGCAUACAGUCAGAUCCACAGAAGAUGUUAUUGAACUGAUGAACAUUGGAUUGUCAAACAGAUCUGUGAGUGCUACUGCAAUGAACGAAAGAAGUAGCCGCUCACACAGUGUUGUCACCAUUCAUGUUCAGGGAGAAGAUUUAAAAUCUGGAGCAACAUCACAUGGCAGUCUUCAUUUGGUAGAUCUUGCGGGUAGUGAGAGAGUUGACAGGUCUGAAGCAGCUGGAGAUAGGUUAAAGGAAGCACAACACAUUAACAAAUCACUAUCUGCUCUCGGUGAUGUUAUUUUUUCACUUUCUCAAAAGAACCCCCAUGUUCCAUACAGAAAUAGCAAGUUGACACAGGUUCUUCAGGCAUCUCUAGGUGGUCGAGCAAAGACACUUAUGUUUGUUCAGGUUAAUCCUGACGUGAAUUCCUACACAGAAUCAAUAAGCACGUUAAAGUUUGCUGAAAGGGUGGCCGGUGUUGAGCUGGGUGCUGCAAGAAGUAAUAAAGAGGGGAGAGAUGUCAGAGAAUUAGCAGAUCAGAUGGCAUCUCUCAAAGAUACAAUAGCUAAGAAAGAUGAGGAGAUUGAGCGCUUGUUAAAGGAUUCAAAAAGUCCGAAUUUUAGGCGAAGCUUAAGCUCCGUGAGACCUGGACCAACAUCACCAUCAACAAAGUCCAUGGGAAGUCCUCUACGAAGCCUAAGUGCUAGACGCAUGGGAAGUCGUCCUAAAUCAGCUUCUGAGCAGGAUAAUCUCUCAGAUUUUUCUGAUCCUGUCCAUGCCUUAGACGACGACAUUACAAAAGAAGGAAUGCGAUCAUCAAGAUCCAUGAAUGACUUAAAUGCUCAAGACACUGAUGGUAGUUUUGAAGCAGGCAUUUCAAAUGACGCAAACAAACCAUCAGAUAGUGCAGAGAAGCGCGCAGAGAAGCCAAGAACACCUACAAGGACAUCUCAACCAUCUCGGUUAUCAACCGGGGCCUCUCGUUUGUCACAAGUAAGGACCACAUUGAAAGCAGCUUCAGCUUUGAAGAAACCUGUUAGUGGAAGCUCUUCUCCAGUUUCACCAGUCAGUGGCCGAAGACGAGUGUAGGUUUAGUUAAAGACACUUAGAUUUUUUCUCUUGGGUUGAAUGUUUUUGUUUUCUUCACUUUGUUCAAUUUCUUCCUUUGUGUUUUAUCUCACAGCUUGUAAGUUGUAACUUGUAUCGUUCUUUUUUUUUUUUUUUUUUUUGGUUGGUUGUGGCACUGGACGUCUGGAAUGUAUGAAGCAAUUUGUACCAAUAUAUAUGAAAUAAAUGGACAAGCUUUCUUUUCCUUUUUUUUGUUGAACAUGGAAAGGAAAACUAGGUUAAGCAUCUAUCGGGAGCACCAUCCUAAAACGUCCUUACGUAUCAAAAGGGAAAAAUCAAUAUAUAAUAAGGAAGGAAAUAAUAGGUGAGAGAAAAGCACGAGUGGCCUUUCGUGCCAUCUGGCGACCAACAUGGCAAAACUGGAAUUACAAGAAGCUCUGGACAUCCGUACACCUACAUCUUUAAUAACAAAACUAAUACACCAAGGCACCUUAGAGGGAUUAGAAAGAGCAUUAAUGACAUGAAGAUUAUCCCUUUCCACGAAGAAUGAUAUCCUUCGUCGCCUAGGCUUCUGCUUGGACAAUCGAGGUAUGGGGCUGAAAAAGUUAGCACCACCACAUAAGACAUCACCUCGAUGAUUUUCGGUGAUAAAACCAACAACAGUAUUCCCGUUCUUAAGUUUUCAACCAUCAAA
Messenger RNA from Beta vulgaris subsp. vulgaris (sugar beet), 4076 nucleotides. Its product is annotated as kinesin-like protein KIN-14P. Gene Ontology annotation, molecular function: ATP binding; microtubule binding; microtubule motor activity. NCBI's taxonomy places the organism in Eukaryota, Viridiplantae, Streptophyta, Magnoliopsida, Caryophyllales, Amaranthaceae. Gene Ontology annotation, biological process: microtubule-based movement. The coding region runs from base 233 to 3403 and encodes 1056 amino acids. The record is from RefSeq and is a predicted model, not a curated record. The transcript has 21 exons.